Messenger RNA from Papaver somniferum (opium poppy), 2413 nucleotides. RefSeq names its product probable mediator of RNA polymerase II transcription subunit 37e. Bases 166 to 2076 code for a protein of 636 amino acids. The record is from RefSeq and is a predicted model, not a curated record. The transcript is spliced from 2 exons. Gene Ontology annotation, biological process: cellular response to unfolded protein; protein refolding. NCBI's taxonomy places the organism in Eukaryota, Viridiplantae, Streptophyta, Magnoliopsida, Ranunculales, Papaveraceae. Gene Ontology annotation, cellular component: cytoplasm. Gene Ontology annotation, molecular function: ATP binding; misfolded protein binding; ATP-dependent protein folding chaperone.
CAUAUAUUCCCGCUUCCGGUAAAAUUUCCCCACUUUAUUCAUCUCUCUCUUUCUUCGAUUAUAAAAAGUAAACCCCUCUUCUUCUUCUUCUUUCUUCGGUCACUACUUAGGGUUUACAGAUCUGCAACUUUUAGGCUCAGAAUCUGAGGAUUGAAGUAUUUUACCAUGGUAGGAAGACUAGGAGAUGGAGGAGGAGGAACAGCAACAGCAAUAGGGAUCGAUUUGGGUACAACUUACUCAUGUGUUGGUGUAUGGCAAGUUGAUCAUGUCGAGAUUAUUGCUAACGAUCAAGGAAAUAGGACUACUCCAUCUUAUGUUGCUUUUACUGAAACUGAACGGUUGAUCGGUGAUGCUGCUAAGAAUCAAGUUGCUAUGAAUCCUACCAACACCGUCUUUGAUGCGAAACGUUUAAUUGGUAGGAAAAUCAGCGAUACCUAUGUUCAGAAUGAUAUGAAGCUAUGGCCCUUCAAAGUCAUUGCUGGGGAAGACGAGAAACCGAUGAUUGAACUCAGUUACAAAGGCAAGGAUAUACAGUUUUCAGCAGAGGAAAUAUCAUCCAUGGUUCUCAUUAAGAUGCGAGAAACUGCUGAAGAAUAUCUUGGUUCAACUGUUAAGAACGCUGUUAUUACCGUCCCUGCUUACUUUAAUGAUUCUCAACGUCAAGCUACUAAGGAUGCUGGUACAAUUGCUGGCCUUAAUGUAAUGCGAAUCAUCAGUGAACCAACUGCGGCUGCAAUUGCUUAUGGCCUUGAAAAGAAGGCAACCAGUGAUGGUGAGAAGAAUGUUCUUAUCUUUGAUCUUGGCGGUGGUACCUUUGAUGUGUCCAUACUCACCAUCAACGGGAGUGUUUUUAAUGUCAAAGCUACAGCUGGAGAUACCCAUCUUGGAGGAGAGGAUUUUGAUAACAGACUGUUGAAUCACUUUGUAGAAGAGUUCAAGAGGAGGCAGAAGAAGGACAUUAGUGAGAACCCAAGGGGUCUUAGGAGGCUGAGAACAGCAUGUGAGAGGGCAAAGAGGACCCUGUCAUCUACUACUCGCACAACCAUUGAGAUUGAUUCGUUGCAUGAAGGAGUCGAUUUCCAAGCGGCCAUUACUCGUGCUAGAUUUGAAGAGUUAAACCUAGAUUUGUUCAGAAAGUGCAUGGAACCAGUUGAGAAGUGUUUGGAGGAUGCAAAGAUGGACAAAAGUGCUGUUCACGAAGUUGUUCUCGUUGGUGGGUCCACCAGGAUUCCAAAGGUUCAGUCUCUAUUGCAGGAUUUCUUUAAUGGAAAGGAACUCUGCAAGAACAUCAACCCUGAUGAAGCUGUGGCUUAUGGUGCUGCAGUCCAAGCUGCUUUUAUGGGUGGUGAGGGUAAUGAGAAGGUUCAGGACUUGGUGCUGGUGGAUGUCACCCCUCUUUCUCUUGGUGUUCAUACACGAGGAGGUGUUAUGGAUAUAUUGAUCCCAAGAAACACAACAAUUCCCACCAAGCAGGAAAAGAUCUAUAGCACCUUUGUGGACAAUCAAAGUAGUGUGAUGGUCAAGGUAUUUGAGGGGGAGAGAACUAAAACCAGUGACAAUAAUUUGCUGGGUGAGUUUGUGUUAGACGGAAUUUCUCCACAACCACGUUGUGUUCCUCACUUGACAGUAUGCUUUGAAAUGGAUGCCGAUGGUAUAUUAAAUGUGUCUGCAGAGGAGAAAAAAACAGGGAAGAAGAAUAUGCUCACAAUCUCAAAUAACAAGGGAAGGUUGUCGACGGCUGAGAUUUCAAGGAUGGUCUUAGAGGCUGAGAAAUACAAGUUAGAAGAUGAAGAAUACAGGAAUAAAGUCGAGUCAAGGAACUCCUUUGAGAAUUACGCAUAUAGCAUGAUGAAUACGAUUGAAAGUCUUGGAUGGAAGAUGGCAUCAGUAGACAAGAAGAAGAUUGAGGAUGCGGUUAACAAUGCCAUUGUAUGGUUGGAAUCUAAUGAACUACCUGAGGCAGAAGUUACAAAUGACAAGAUGGAGGAGUUACGAAAUGUAUGCAACCCUAUCAUGUCUAAGAUAAACAAGCAGGGUGGAGCAGGUGCUGAACCCAAAAUUGAGGAAAUCUUCUAAAUUCCAUCAGUUAAGUUCUUUCUUUUGUCUUAACAGCAUCUUUUUCAUUUUUCUGGUCCUGUCUUAUAGUUCGGCAUUCUCGUCCAUAGCUAGGCUAAUAUGCUUUUUUAUCUUUUAUACCUUUAGAAAAUUAGAUCAAAUCUCUGCUGAUUACCAGGUGGUCUUUAUGUGCCUUUUAUGUGCACUUUUGUCAGGUUUAAUGUAGAAACUCUAUUACAAAGAAAACCCUGCAAGAAGCAGAAUUGCAGUCGUAGAUAGUAAUCUUAUUAGCGUUUACAGACUAUUAAUAUUUCUCAGCAUGAUUUCCACUGGUGCAGAAAGAUUAUUUAUUUGUUUC